Molecule: messenger RNA, 9341 nt
Organism: Bombyx mori (domestic silkworm)
Lineage: Eukaryota; Metazoa; Arthropoda; Insecta; Lepidoptera; Bombycidae
Gene: retm
Product: protein real-time
Exons: 15
Coding region: 248-2206 (652 amino acids)
Cellular component (GO): cytoplasm
Source: RefSeq, a predicted model, not a curated record
UGCACCUAACUUCACAGCAAACAAUCCAUUUUGUUUCCAGUUUCCACUUUUCCCAACUCGAUUUCAAGUUCACUACGAGACGAGUACAUUCUGACUUAACGCGCGAGAUUUUUUGUUGUCAUACAAGUUCGUGAGUGAAAGGAAUUAAGACAUUAUGAUUAUUGUGUGAAAAAUCCUUGCUAGUUCAGGAUUCCGGGAUCCUUUUUUAUUGUUUUAUAUUGAUCAAACGUACUUAGUGCCUCCGAAAAUGGUGCAAGAAUACGUGUCUCCCGUUAGGGUCCACAAGUACCCCUUCGAAAUGGUGAUGGCCGCGUACGAGAGGCGGUUCCCGAACUGUCCUCAGAUACCUGUGGUCCUGGACUGCUCCAUCACGGAAGACAGCUGGUCUUCGGACGACUCCCAGAGGGACACGACACGACGGUGCCAGCUUAAUGUUGAAGCUCCGUAUCUUUUGAAGAAGAUGAUUGGUGUUGACUACGUGUACUUCAUCCAGAAGAAUCAUCUGGAUUUGAAGAGCAGGUUCCUAGAAAUCGAAGCUACUAACGAGACGUUCGCCACUAGGGUCGGUGUGGUCGAGAAAUGUAAAUAUUAUGUGCACCCUGAGAAUUCAGAUUGGACGUGCUUCGAGCUGAGUGCCCUGCUCGACGUGAAGAACUUCUUCGGAUUGGAGAGCACCGUGGAGAAGAUCGCGAUGAAACAAUACGCCGCUAAUAUCGCUAAGGGCAAAGAGCUGAUCGAGUCCUUCAUGAUGGAAGUCCACGCUGACGGUAUCAAAGAGCUCACGCCCUGGACCGCCGGUGACCCUCACAACAACAGGGAACUCCGAAGGAUCGUCUCCAGAGGAACUGAACCGCUGUCACCGAGACCUUUGGCCGAAACUCGACAGCAAUCGAUACCAGAUCAAUUCACACUGGACAGCGAGUACAUCAAGCGCUAUCUCGGCGAGCUGACAACUAUGCAGGAGUCCAGACUACUGCAGCUAAGGAAAUGGAUAGCUGAAUUGCAAAAGGGCAAGGUGCCAAGUGACACGACCUUAUUACGUUUCCUUCGCGCCCGGGACUUCAACGUAGAGAAAGCUAGGGAGAUGCUCUCGCAGUCGCUUCUGUGGAGGAAGAAGCACCAGGUCGACAGGAUCCUGUCAGAAUACGAAACGCCCGACGUCGUGAAGCAAUACUUCCCUGGAGGGUGGCACCAUCACGACAAGGACGGACGGCCACUUUAUAUUUUGAGGCUCGGACAAAUGGACGUGAAAGGCCUGCUCAAAUCUAUCGGAGAAGAUGGACUUCUGAAGUUGACUCUUCAUGUUUGCGAAGAAGGGCUGAAACUCCUCGAAGAAGCCACUCGUUCAUCGGAGCACGCCGUCCAGUCCUGGUGCAUGCUGGUCGACCUGGACGGGCUGAACAUGCGGCACCUGUGGAGGCCGGGCGUGCGGGCGCUGCUCCGCAUCAUACAGAUCGUGGAGGCCAACUACCCGGAGACUAUGGGCCGCGUGCUCAUCGUUAGGGCUCCGAGGGUCUUUCCUAUACUCUGGACUAUCGUUAGCACAUUUAUCGAUGAAAACACGCGAAGUAAGUUCCUCUUCUACGGGGGCAAAGACUACCUUCAGCCGGGAGGUUUGCUGGACUACAUACCCAAGGACCUGAUCCCCGACUUCCUCGGAGGUCCUUGCAAGAGUUUCGUCCACGAAGGGGGUCUGGUGCUGAAGAGCCUGUACGUGAGCGGCGCCUUCACCGAACGCGAGGGAGACCCGCUCCGGGAGGACAGCAUCUACAGAUCCGUCAGUCUGGGCAAGGGACAGGUGCACGAGGUCGUCGUGCUCAACAAAGACCCUCAGAGCGUUCUAACCUGGGACUUCGAUGUUCUGAGACACGACAUAGCGUUCACCGUGUUCAGGAGUGAGCACGAGCUCCACAACCCCGUCGACGAGGUCAACUCAGCGUUGUGCGUAGGUGGCGGCGCGGACGAGGGCCGCUCCGUGCUCGAGCAGAAGGGCUGGCGCGAGGGGGAGCACUACCACCGCGUCGAGCCCACCCUGCUGUGCCACGACGGGGAGAGCAUACAGGGCUCGCACGUGAUGCGCUGCAGCGGCGCCUACGUGCUGCAGUGGCGCUGCGAGCUGCUGGACGCGCCGCCCGCACAGCUCGUCUACUUCCACGAGACGCUCGCCAGCCACCACUACAGGCAGACGAGCAUACGGCCCACCUGAUGGUGAGUCAUUACCGUCGCCCGUGGACUUCAGCAAUGCCAGGGGCAGAGCCAAGCCGCUGCCUACGGACUGUCUGUAAGCUUUGAGUUUAGUUUGUUUGAGCCCGUGAUAUCAUCCGCAGAGGAUCCAUGUCGAGCCUGCAGUCGGGCGCCAGCGGGUUCUCGUGCCUCAGCGGCAAGUCCACCGGCAGCUCCUGUCCGUCGCGGUGAUGCGAGCCCCCGCCCCCCCGCGCGCCCCACUCCUCGCUCGCGGGCGGCCCCCCUCACGAGGCGGGACACGGAUCCGACUAAAAACUAAAAAUAAAACAUUCGGAACGACAGUGCAAUGUUAAUUACUAAUGAAUUUGAACCCUGACGUGUGACCCCUCCGGAUUGUCUCACAGACACAGUCGGCGGUAAGCGUGGAGAACAGAACGCCGCGAACUAGACGCGAUGCCACACGACAAGGGGCGCCCGGUGCAGGCCUGUGAAUAGUGGAAUUGCGAUAGUUGAUAUCGAUUAAAAUUCUAAUCGAAUUAUUCAAAAUCGAUAUUCAACAAAAUGACGCAAAAUUGUACCUCAUCGUGUGCGGCGGAACGCGCUCCAAGCGGACUCUGUUACUUGCGUAAUAGUUUAAAAAAAUAAUAUACUUAAUACUAUAUAGAUGAAGUAUGCUUCAAACCGAAAAUAAAAAAAAAUAGGUAUCGAAUAGUAAUCGUUAGAUAAUUGUUAUGAAUUAAUUAUUAAUCUAGUUACGUGUGAUAUGUGUAUUAUAAUAAUUAAUAUAAUUAAUACAUUUUUCUUUUGUAUAAAAUAUGUUUUUUUUUGAAGCAAUGUUUACUAUCAAGUACUUGUAUCGUUUGAAAAAAAAAACCAAAUUAUUUUACAUAUUACGUCGAUUUAAAAUUGAAAUGCUUUAAAAAUACAAUAUAUUUUUACUAAAAUAUUUUUAGUACCUUUACUUAUUUUUUUAAUGUAGCAAUCAACAUCAGUAAUUAGUUAAGGUGUAUUUAUUUAAAUUAGUGGAUUUUUUCAAAUUACACACACAAUACUGUGUAACAGUUACAAAGAGUUUUAUAUAGAUGUGUGUGUAUGUGUGUGUGAAGUUAUCAUUAUUAUGAAUAUUUUUUGAAGUUUUUCCGAGUCAUAGACAUUAAAAAUAUAUGUGAGUUGAUCGACUCAUGUUACCUGGACUGUGUCCCUAAGCACGGGCCGACGCAGAAGCCUCUAGAACUUUCAUAUAUAUUUGACCUAAGUACAUUCUGUAAAAAAAAAACGGUGCGCAUGCAAUUUCUGCUCCAAACGAGAAGGAAGUGAAACUUCUUUUUCGAUGUGUAGUAUAGUGGUUUUCUUCAUUUUUCAUCCUUAAAUCAGAUUGCUCUUGUAAUAGGGAAUGCUGUGUAUAAGAGAUGCGACAUCUUCAACAUUUAUGUUAUAUAUAUUUUAAAUUAUCGAUGAAAAAUAAAUAUAUAUAUAUAUAUAUAUAGAUAUUUUUAAAUACUUCAUUAAAAUAUUGGAUGCUACUUGUUGCUAACGCUCGCGCUGGCCUGUACCAGGUAUACUACGCGCAUGCGCACGAGUGCCGCGCAUUCACUCUCGCUCUGUCUCUUUCUAUUCCAUGGCAGCGUUAAACGUUUAACGCAACCUUGUUGGAAGUCGCAUUAGAAGUUUCACUUCGAAAUCAAAAUGUUUGCUCUGGACAAAGUGCAAAUUCGUCAAAUUAUGUUCAAUGCUAAUAUUCAGUUUUCGCGACUAACAAUAACAUAACAAUUCUUACGAAUUAAAUAUUUGUUUAUUUCCGACGCUUCGAAUAUUAAGUUGCUCGUUGAAGGCGAGGGGCGAACGUCUCUGGGUCCUGGGUACCAACGGGCCUCGGGUUCCACUCCAGCCAGGCUCACCAGCUCGUAGGUCGAAGUCUUCAUUGUCAUAUAACUUUAGACGAUUCUAGAACUAUUGUAUAUAAAGAAGUCGUUAUACAAAAUGUUGCCAAUUAAACUGAUGUUGUUUUGUGUAAUAAAAAAUUAAUUAAAUCAAGAUGUUUGUGCUAACUGUACAUAAGUGGACGGGGGAAAGGAAACAUGAAAUAAAAAGUGGGGGCUUAGAUAAUUGACGGAUUUAUGUUUCAUAAAUUUGUUUUUACAUGUCAGCGUGACGUAAUGUAAUAAUGUAAAUAUAUAGACGCGUAAUACUUGUUACAUAAUACUUAGAACAUUUUAUCUAGUAUGUAUUUAUAGUAGUCGGUUUGUAGACGGUCUCUAGAGAAGGAAGUGUGAUAUCAAGAACGGUUAGUGUUGUCAUUUGGCAUCGGCUGUCCUGCUUACACGUAUAGCUGAGCAUAUCAUUGCGAGCGAGACGGAAUGAUACUGCACGCUUUGGUCAACAACAAAAAAGUGCGUAUUGUUUUUUUUACACUUACGGCCGACAGCAAGAGUGCGAGCAGGACGGAUAGUAUAAUUUAAAACUAAUGUGUAGGAUUAAGUAGUCAAUGCGCGGUACAAAAUGAGUUCACUUCGUGGCUUUUGGAGGUUAAUUCUGGUGUAGAUUGUAUUUUUGGAAUUUACGAAAUAAGCAAAGCUUGCAUACCAAUAGACAUGUCAUUGUGUAAUGCAGUCGUAUGUCGUGUAGGGAAUUAAAUUGGAAAAGGCCCGAUCAAACGAGGUACGUCUUGCAAGUGUCCAUGGUCUACUGGGCCAAGGUCGAGUGCUGCAAGCCGUGCCCCGACGAUUUUCUCAUUAAAAAAUGUACCAACGCUAUAUUCACAAUUACCUUACUUAUUAGGAGUAACAAUAAACGCACGCAUGAUCCGAAAGUUUCUAGACCUUUGGUUCUGCGGAGUCAACCUAGAAAAUAUUGAACCGAUAAUUGUUUUAAUGUUUUUAGUGAAAAUAUGUUUUUACAUAAUAAUUAUAUAAUAAAAUAAUAAUAAUAAGUACACAUACGUAAUAUUGGUAUUCUUCGGGAAUUGGUAAUUUUAAGUAUUUUUUUAAAUAAGGAAUUUAAGUUUUUUUUUUUAGAUAUUGUAAUAUCGUUGUGGAAAACGUUUAAAGCAGUAUGUUGUUUUAUUACAUUCAUACGGUGUUCGUUUAAAAAAAAAAAGAAUAUUGUACACGCAAUGUAUUACCAGAUGACGCGCGGGGUCAACGCCCUGCAGUUUAUGUUUUUGCUGUAGUUUGCGUGGUAUAUGAAUAAAGUGUUAAGUUAUCUCGUCAAUAGUUCCUUUUUUUUUGGGGAUAGUAAUUGUUUAUUGCUAUUGCGGCUGCGGACAAGGUUCCUACACACUAGUGCAGUGUAGUGGUAGUAAAAUAAUAAUAAUAAUAUGGAGGGGUGAAAUGCUAAUUACGCGACAUUUUUUUUUGUAAUUAAGAGUCCGUUUUAUUUGCUAUUAGCAUGAACGGUUUAAUUGAUUGAACUUUUUAAUUGAACUUCAAUUAAGUUCACUCCAUUGAAAUAGCCGAAGAAGUUUUUUUUAGUGUGAUAUUUUUUCCAAAUUUUAAACUUUAUAUGGACCUCCUGUAAAGUUGGAAAAAAUUCGCUUAAACAAAAUAGCCUUUACCCCUCGAUAUAUUAAACAUAUCAGCACCGGGAAUGGUCUUGUCACACCCUGCAUUCAGAUGAAUAUGAACAUACUCAGAAUUCACUUUCGUUAUGCAUUUCCCGACAUUAAAACCAUAAGGUCGGAUCUGCUGUUCGAUACUUUGAUUUCAUAUCCGACCAUAUCUCUGAUGGCGAGGAUUUGGAGAGUAAUAAUAUGACGUUAAUCUUUAUACAUAUAAUUCUACUGUACGAGUGUAUGUCACUGAAUUCCUCUUAAACGGCUGGACCGAUUUGAAUGAUUUUUUAUUGUAUGCGUUUGGGUAGCGCCAUGGAUGGCUUAGAUUCACAAAUCACCCCGGCAGAUGGUGCUGCAGUCGGUAUCUAGGUUAUUUGUCUAUAUUGCAACUAAACGCUGGAUCGACUUGAAUGAAUUUUUAUGUAUGCAUACAUUUAUUCACUCAUUUCAUUCCCUUUGUGUAUUAUACAGGACAACGUCUGUAGGGUUUGAUAGUAUAUAAUAUAUCUUUUUUUUAAAUUACGUACAAAAAAAAUGCAAUUUCGAAAUGUAAACAACUGGAAGUACUACUAUAUUUUUAGGUAAAUAAAAUAGUUGAACGACCUGUACAUAUAAAAUAUGUACAUUUUAUUUUUUUAAUAAUCGCAAUGCUGCGCUUGUGUUUAUUGUUGUUUGUAUUAUAAUUCACUUGACGUAUCCGAGUUCUCGUUGCGGCAAAAGGUCGUAAGUUCGAGCCGGGACAUGUAACACGGGUUUUAGUUUUCAGAAAUUUUAUCUAUGAAUACGUAAUGUGUACUGCCUUUGUGAGUGCAUACGGUGGCACUGUAAUACUAAUUGUCAAUAGUACUGUAAUGGUAGCUUAGGAAUACUUAAAUUUGACUAGUUUUUAUCGUGAUUUAGAACUUUUGUUGACCUUGAUAUUUCAGUUCAGAUAUACAGACCCCAGGUGGACAAUCAAUACUACAAUGUGGAAAGGGUCAGUUGGCAAAAGAAGGGUAGGGAGAUCGAAAAAACGAUGGGCUGACGAUAUAACUGAAUUAAUAGGGAAGGACCGGCAAACUAUUGGCAAGGACAAAAUCAGUGGAAAGGACUGGAGGAGGUCUCCACUCGAGGGUCCAUAUCCAAUAACAGUAACUCUUACUAACAUUUAGACAAUAAGCAAAACAUUGAAAACUAAACAUUAACAAACAAAUACCACACUUGAAAUGGAAAUUAAGAAUAAGGAAAUACAGGUUUUUUUUUGGACUGAUAGCAAGUACCACAAUGUUCGGUGGUCGGUACGGUAGAUAAGAUGUUGGGUGCUCUAUGUCCAGUUCGUUUUUCAAUUAUAACAGAUUUAGGAUUGCUGGUAUAGAUAACCGGAGACCUGGAAGAACAUAUAUGUUUUCCGUAUAGAAUUCAAGGUCUGAAUUUAAAGGGAGAUAUUGUUGAAGACACGAGAGUAUGGUUUGACUUAAUUAAAGAGACAUUUUGAGGUCUCCGUUACUUAAAACAAUCUAAGAAACAACAGUCUCCCUCCAACCAAAAACCCGUGUCGUUUGAUCCUAUGCCAGUAUAUUAAUUCUUAUUAUUCUUUUCUCGUAUUGGAGUGUUCACCAUCGUUGAUUCAGCCCCCUGAAGAUUUUGAAAGGCACGUCGUGGAUAUCAUUGUCCAGCGUGUGUCUUUGAAGGCUUCUGCUCCGGUUUGCUUCAGAACUGGGGUUGUACUAACGCAAUUGGAAAGUCAAUCAUGUCUGGGUGGCGUUUACCUAUUUUAGUUAUAAAAAAAAUAUUCCUAAAGUUGUUGUAGUGCCAAAAGCUUUGACAAAUAAAGAAAUUUGCUUUUCCUAAUUUAAUAUAAAUAAAUUACAAAGUACCUAGUGUUCCUGUUUUUGUAUAGAACGGUUCGAAUUUAAAUUGAUAUUAGUUUGAGAGGGAUGACAGAGGGACGAUCUUCCACCGAGCAGUUGUCCAAAUUGUCCAUCCCCGGUACGAAUGUUCCUCGGAACUUAUUUCCCUAGCUAUUCGCUGUAGCCUUUACGCUAUCAGCCAGAGGAUACAGCUACUUUAUUAUAGCUACCCUCAGAUGGGUAGGGGAUCUCACGGACUGAACUUGAAAGGAUUUGCUAACACUAGCCUAACACGAACAAGAGCAGUGCUUCGCUGAAUCUAAUACCGGAUCGGAAUCGCAACCCACUGAGAAGAUCCGGCGAGAAACUCAGUGGAUUCUCAGAACAUCAGAUAUGCUCAAGCUUAUGUUGCAAAUGUCGUUAGGGUGAUUCAAGUUUUUAUCAAAUAUCUAUCGGUUUUGUGAUUAUUAUCAUCCAUGGGCUCGCACGGAUAGUUUUCACCCUCCUGCUUAUUUCUGCCGCGAAGCAGAUACGAGGUUCGUUUGUAGAAUAAAUUAACUGGAUGCGUCUUGCUGUUUACUUGGUGUGAUGCAGGAAAAAUAUCGUUUAAUAAAAAUCAAACCUGCAAAAAAUAUAAUUAGCUUAGUUACUGGUGAUAGGAUGUCUUGUUUGUGAGCCUGCACGAGUAGCGUUUCAUUUUGAAGGGUAUGGCAGUCGUUGUACUGUAACGGAGUUUUAGAAUGCAUGUCUCAAGGUGGGUGGUGGCAUUUAUGUUGUGAUUUCCAUGGGCUCCGAUAACCAAUUAACAACAGAUGGAUCGUGAGCUCAUUCGACUAUCUAAGCAAUAAAAAAAAUGUUCGUGAUCAGGAGAGGACUCAGAAAACAAAAAUAAAAACAAUAAAAGUACUUUAUUAAUAAAAAAGAAUUAUAACAAUGUUUGGCCGAGAUAAUUGCAGAUAAAAGCAGAAAAAUAUAUAUUAUGUUUAUGUGAUAAAAUAGUUAUGUGCAAUAGAGGUCACUUAUGCUUAGAAAAAAUCUGUAAAAUAUACACAGUGUAUGUAUAAUAUAAUUAAUGAAAAUAUACACAAUGUACGAGCAAUACUAAGCAAUUAUUUUAUCUCCCCACGCAUGGUGCAAUGACCUUUUUACUUUUUUUUGUAAAACUGGUGUAAUGCUUCAAUACGUGAGUGAAUAGUUUUCUUUCUGUCUAUCCCGUUCUGUUGUCUCAUACAUACACACAGCGUACGGAGUCAAAUCGGCUGCAUGUAGGUAGUUAGCAAUAGUUUAUUGAAUACGUUUGUUAUGUGGAGUGUCCGGGCAGCUUGCAAUUCUGAAAAUCAAAACAAAAUCUAUAUUAUUAUAGUAUUUAUAAAAUUAAGGCGCUAUGGAAUAUUAUAAUAAAUUAAACUUUAGUUUUUUUGCCGGAAUUUCAUUUAAACAACCCGAUACAAUAUGCAUCCGACAUCCGAAGUUAAUGUCCUCACGAUUGUAUUUUUAAUUUUUAAACGUGAUUUAUCUUUCUUUUCUGUAUUGAAGCAAGGUUAAGUUUUCAUAGAACAAGAACACAUUGUUUUUUUUUAAGCACCAGCAGUUUUCGACGUUAGUAUUUUAACAUGGUACCUUAUUACGUUUUAGAGUUAACCUACCCUCAGAUUUAAAUAUUUUUUGAUAAAAUCUGCAGUAUCGGACCCUUCGAAGUGUCGUAUUGUUGAAAAUUUUAAAUGUAAAACAAUGUUAAGUAGAAUAUGUUGAAAAUUGAAAUAAAAUUAUGAAUAUUU